This is a messenger RNA of Entrophospora sp. SA101, 951 nucleotides long. The record is from the annotation of a GenBank genome assembly. Lineage: Eukaryota; Fungi; Glomeromycota; Glomeromycetes; Entrophosporales; Entrophosporaceae.
AUGGAACAAAAUGUUGAUAGAACUUGGUAUUUAGAUUUGGGCGAACCAAGUCAUUUGAUUAAUUCCAAAAAAUUUUUUUCUAAUUUCCAUUCAGGAUUAGAACACGAGAAAAAAUUUAUGAAAAAUAAAGCUAAUCUUGCUGAAAAACUUACUGAAGAACAAUACAAUACAAUAACAGAAACAUGCAGUGUCCCACAAGAUAAUGAAAUAUCUAAUCAAUGUUUUAUAGAUCCAACUAUUUUCUCUAUAGAUUUGCAAGAAAUGUUAAAUGGUUUACCUUUGGCGAGUUUAAAAAAUGAUGCUAAAUUUAAAGCACCUUUUAAAAAACGAACGGAUUUAAAUUAUAUUACAUCGACUGCAAAUAGCAAUCGUGUAUUGAACAAGAAUGAAAAAAUCAUUGAAGAAGGUACAAAUGAAAUCAUAUAUUCAGUGGCUUUCUACAAUCAGGGGAAGCCUUCGUCACGUAUGCAAGAAUACUUGGUGUUAGGAAGUCAACCAUUGUCAAUUCUAAGAGAUGUAUUUUAUUGUAUUAGAGAUUUUUACAAACCUGAGAACAAUAUUGGAGGAAAUUUAAAUGUAAGUUUGAACAAUGAAGAGAGGAAAAAUCCAUCAAGUUAUUUUUUUAUUGAAGAUGUGUUUUAUAAUGAUUUAAGAGAGCUAGAUGCUAUUGAUUACAGCAAACAUCAAGAGCCUGGACUUGCACUUUACCAUAGUGCAAGAAUGGAGAAGACAUUAUUUAGAGAUCUUUCAAUAAAACUUAAUAAACCUUACCUGUUUUUACAUCAAGAUGAUUGCCAACAUGCCGUGGUAUUUAGAGACAUUAGGGUGGUGGCAAUUAAUGAUUUUUUGGCAGGCGAAACGCCUUCUUAUUUUUGCGAAGUCUGUUAUGAUUUGUUUCACUAUGAUGAAAAUAAUAAAUUGUUAUAUGAUAAUUUUGAGGUGAUAAUUUAA